Molecule: messenger RNA, 1767 nt
Organism: Pochonia chlamydosporia 170
Lineage: Eukaryota; Fungi; Ascomycota; Sordariomycetes; Hypocreales; Clavicipitaceae
Product: general amino-acid permease GAP1
Exons: 3
Coding region: 1-1767 (588 amino acids)
Biological process (GO): amino acid transmembrane transport
Cellular component (GO): membrane
Molecular function (GO): amino acid transmembrane transporter activity
Source: RefSeq, a predicted model, not a curated record
AUGCCGGACGGACGCCCCGAAUUGCAGCAUCAACGACGCUUAAAGAGGUUUUCCCUGGACAGCUUUAGACCUAGUGAUGCUAAUAGGCAUCUUUACCAGGACACUGGCCUCACCAUUGUCAACAGCGUCACUAGCGUGACAAACGUUGCACGAGGGUGGGGAUGGGCCAGCUUUUCUUACUACGAUCUUGGCGCGGCAACGGCCCAGUCAGCAGACACGGGACUGGCGCGGAAACUUAAGGGACGGCAUUUACAAAUGAUUGCCAUUGGGGGGGCGAUAGGCACGGGGUUAUUCGUGGCAUCUGGAAGAGCACUACAAGCCGGAGGUCCCGCCUCUCUGCUAAUAGCCUUCUCCGUUGUUGGCGUAAUGCUGUUUUGCACAUGUCAGGCGCUUGGUGAGCUAGCAGUCAUCUUUCCUAUUAGUGGAUCAUUUUCCUCGUGGGCAACACGGUUUUUGGAUCCUUCAUGGGGAUUUGCUAUGGGCUGGACUUACGCGCUACAAUGGCUUAUCACUCUGCCAAUUGAGAUCAUUGCGGCAUCUUUAACUAUUCGCUACUGGACUGGCAAACCACCGAGUGCUAUAUUUGUAACCGUGUUUCUAGUUGCAAUUAUAUUUAUUAACCUCUUCGGCAUUAAGGGAUAUGGCGAAGCCGAAUCCUUCUUCUCCAUUAUCAAAGUUAUUGCUGUUAUUGGAUUUAUAUUACUUGGAAUUGUUUUGAAUUGUGCGGGAACUCCAGAUCGCGGUUAUAUCGGCGGCGAGUUCUGGCGUGACCCUGGCGCAUUUAAUAAUGGGCUUGGAGGACUGUGUAGUGUAUUUGCGACUGCGGCUUUUGCCUAUAGCGGAACGGAGCUUAUUGGCCUAGCUGCUGCUGAAACAGCCAACCCGCGAAAAUCCAUUCCCGCUGCUAUCAAGCAGGUGUUCUGGCGAAUUACGAUUUUCUACGUCGCAGCCCUUACGCUCGUGGGCUUAUUAGUCCCGCACGAUAAUCCACGUCUACUAGAUGCUAAUAGUAGUGUGGACGCAAGAGCCUCUCCCUUUGUAAUAGCAAUUGAGAUGGCGGAAAUACAAGUCCUCCCUUCGGUAAUGAACGCCGUUAUCCUUGUGUCAGUCUUAUCAGUAGGUAACUCGGCCAUCUUUGGUUCCUCACGAACACUUGCCGCCCUGGCAAACCUAAACCAGGCACCAAAACUGCUGGGAUAUGUGGACAAGGCUGGCCGACCGUUGGUCGCCAUUGCCUUGGCCGCUACGGUUGGUCUUCUGGCCUAUCUUGCCGAUGUACAGGAUCAGGGUCGGAAAAACAUUCUAAACUGGCUUGUCGCGAUUUCUGGACUAUCAACGCUACUAGUCUGGGGUACUAUUACUCUCUGUCAUAUUCGUUUCCGCCGUGCCUGGGCCUAUCAUGGCCGUUGCGUUGGGGUAAUACCUUUCACAUCCCAAGCUGGUAUAGCAGGCUCUUAUCUUGGUCUAAGUCUUAAUAUUCUAGCUCUAUGUGCUCAGUUCUGGGUUGCAGCCUUCCCUAUUGGUUGGGACACUAUGUCAGCCCGUGAAGUGGCUAAAGAAUUUUUUCUUGGGUAUAUGAGUCUGCCCGUCAUCUUACUCUUGUACAUCUUGCACAAGGUUGUCUACAAGACACAAAUAGUGAGGAUUCGUGAGAUGGAUAUUGACACUGGACGGCGAAGUUUAAAUUUACCGACUCUAUUAGCGAAAGAAAAGCAGGAGCGCGCAUUAAUGCCUAGAUGGAAGAGGCUUUACAAGUUUAUGUGCUAA